UUUCCCACAUGACCUGAUAUCAGCUUACAUGGCUAACGCAAAAUGAAUUUCAAUGUUUAAGUUAGCAACAAAAACAUUUAUCAAUAGUGACAAAGAUGGCUUCCAAUUUGGAGAGUUCAAUUUAUAAAGAAUCAGACUCGUUGUUUGACUUUUCUUGUUUUACGUGUCAGGAAAAUGAUAAAAAUACAGAGGCUGAAUUUUACUGUGAGAAAUGUUCCAAGUUAUAUUGUGGUAAAUGUUUGGAGCUUCAUAACUCACUUUUUAAGAAGCAUGCAACUUUGGGUAAGAAAAACAUCAGCCAGUGGCCACAGGCCAAUGUGGAUGCACUAGAGCAAUGUCAGAAGCACAAGACAGAAAAACUGACAGGAUUCUGUGAGGACCACAAUCAGCUGAUAUGUCACAACUGCCAUAUCAACAAUCAUCAGAAAUGCAGUCAUGUGGUACUUAUAGCUGACAAAGUGAAAAACCUACAUAAAAAAGGAGUCUUUCAGCAGUUGUCAGCAACUGUUAAUUCACAACACCAGCAAUUGAUACAAAUGAAAUAUGACUUUGAGGAAAAUAUGAAGUCUCUUGAGAAAUCUUACAAAAAAAUUCUGGAAGAAAUCAAUGCUUUACGAAAGACAAUUAAUGAUUCUUUGGAUCUACUGGAGAAGAAUACCAAGAAGGAAUUGGAUACAUUACUGGCCACCAUGAGGACAUCUAUUCAAACUGACAUUGAAAUCUGCUCAAAGUCCAUCAAUAAUAUAACAUGCUUAAAAGAAGAUUUGCAAACAAGAAAAGACAAAAGUGAAGCACUGAGUUUUAUAAAGUAUAGAAAAUGCCUUGACCAGUCCCACAACGUAGAAGCAGUUUUACAAGAAAUGACAUCAAAGAAUGAUAGGACACUAGCCUUUAAUCCUCAUAAAACCAUUCAACAAACCCUGUCCGCCCUCUCAGGAUUGGGAUUUUAUGAUCCUAUCAUAAAAGUGAAGAGAAGUAAGAAGUUUAAUGUGAAGAUAGAAAGGCAUUUACAAGCAUAUAUUGUAAAUUGUGUUGUAUCUGGUAUCUGUGUGACAGCUAUUGGACAACUCCUCAUCACAGACUAUAAUUUCAAGAGUGUAAAGCUCCUGGAUCAGACCUACAAGGUGGUGGCCCACUGUGACUUGCCUGGUAGCCCAUAUUACAUUUGCAGCGUUGAUUCCAGUCUGGUGGCUAUUGCUCUGAUUAACAAUGAAGUCCACUUCAUCAGAGUGACCAAUGAUCAGCUGGUAAAUGACAGGAUACUGGAGCUCCAACAUUACUGCAUGGGCAUUGCCCAUCACAAGAGUAACCUGUACAUUACAGAUGGUAGUGCUCUGUAUCACUAUACUGUGGAUGGAAGACUGGUGAGCAAGAUGUAUAAAGGUACAGAUGAAUGUUCAGUUACGGCGAUUGCAGUGAGUCCAGAUGGAGGUAGGAUAUAUGUGGCCAACUGGAACAGUAAUCAGCUGGUCAUACUGUCCAGAGAUGGCACAGUAAUCUCCACAUUCACUGACCCUGCACUGGACUGGGGACAGCGUGCCCGUCCUGGCCUCCAUGUGACAGACGCAGGACAAGUUCUGGUGUGUGGAUGCAGGUCACACAAAAUCAUCCAAGUAGACAGGGAUGGGAGACAGAGACUGGCAGAGGUGGUCACAUCGAAGGAUGGUGUACGUAACCCUAUAUCUGUCUAUUACAGGAAGCAUACAGGCUCACUCAUUGUGGGAAUGUGGGGCACUGAUGACAUUAUAGUGUUUGAGACACAGUGACUGUUGGAGUAGAAUGAUGCUCAUUUAUAAUAAUAUAUACAUUCAUAUAUAGAGUUGUCAUUUAAUAUCGUGUUCCAGUUUUGUACAAAGUGCAUAUAAGACAUACACUGUAACUCCAAUAUAGCGCGGUCAAUGGGGUCCAAGCCGCGAAACAGCGUUAUAACGGAUCCGCGUUAUAGGUUUUGAGCUCAUUUACUGCAGGGCGCUAUAAACAAAACAGGUAUAGAAUAGCCUAUAAUAUAGGUCAUGUAUAUAUAUUGCCAUGCUGUGUUGACGCAAAUACAUGCAUAUAAACCGAAUUGUAUCGAUAACAGUAUACAUACCGCUUUUCUUAUGUGCACAUUUAUCCAAUAAUCCAAUAAAAUUGCAACAUCACUUAAAAAUAAUAAUCUUGAACAUUAAUGACGAUAUAUGUUUAAGAAAUUCGUAAACACAACCGUACGCAUAUAUGCCAUUUUCAGAAGUGUUAAGAGUACAGUGCAUUAUGGGGCAGAGCUUUCAUUGGACUAGCAACUUUAAAUUUAGAUUGAAUGCAAUACGACUCACGUACAAAAAAUUGUUAUAUUGCGUCAUACGCAUGCAAAAAACGUGUUUCCCGGGGACUUUCUGCUACCGCGCAAAAAUGAAAGUGAAACUCUGUUAACAUUUGCCGGUACACUGCGUUCGCAUGUAAAUAAAUCGUCUGCAUUAUUUAAUUUCUUAUACACGAACUGAAAGAGAUUAAAUGACAUAAUACUAGAAUGAUAAUAAAAUGUUAGAAAAAGUUGUUUUAUACAGUACCGGGUAGGCAGUAUAUUUCACAGCCGCUCAUUUAAUAUAGUCAAACUGCAACCAUAUCAAACAAAGAAUGUUUCAAUCGUUUUGAAUUACUUUAAUUGUAUAACUGUCCCGCUUGCACUUAACUUAUGGAAAUUAUCGCACUGAACCGCUCUGAUGAGGUAUACAUGUAAUAAACAAUGACACGCGAGUUUUUCACACCUUUAUUGACAUUACACAACAGAUUAACACCAAUUAGCUGUCGGUGUUGUUUAACCUCGAGGCAAUUAUAAUCGGUUCAACGGACGGUUGAAUAAAGCAAUCAACAUAACUGUGAUUGUCGCCAUCUUUGAAUUGUCUGAAAAUACAUGAAGUUGCAUUAUACGGAUUUGAAUCAGAAAUAAAAUGGAAGGUUGGAGAAAAAAUGGGAUCCAAGCACCCUCCGCGUUAUAUUGGAUUCAGCGUUAUAACGGAGCGCUUUAUAUUGGAGUUACAGUGUAGUGACUGUUGUAAUAGGACACAUUAAUUAUUUGCCUGUAUAAAAAUAUGAGAAAUUUCCCAUGAAACCAGUCUUUACCAUACUAAUGUUAUUACAAUAUUUGAACAAGAGUUCCGCGGUCGGAGAUGACCGCAUUGA
This is a messenger RNA of Dreissena polymorpha, 3159 nucleotides long. RefSeq lists its product as uncharacterized. Gene Ontology annotation, molecular function: zinc ion binding. The transcript is spliced from 3 exons. The record is from RefSeq and is a predicted model, not a curated record. NCBI's taxonomy places the organism in Eukaryota, Metazoa, Mollusca, Bivalvia, Myida, Dreissenidae. Bases 96 to 1766 code for a protein of 556 amino acids.